Molecule: messenger RNA, 822 nt
Organism: Symsagittifera roscoffensis
Lineage: Eukaryota; Metazoa; Xenacoelomorpha; Acoela; Convolutidae
Exons: 3
Coding region: 1-822 (273 amino acids)
Biological process (GO): DNA integration
Molecular function (GO): nucleic acid binding
Source: RefSeq, a predicted model, not a curated record
AUGGAAGAUGACACACAUCAGCCAGAUGAAACGAAUAGUCACUUGAGGGCCAUGAAGACGUACUUGAAGGUCAAGGAUCCAAGUGAAUUGAGAUUUCCCUUGCAGUCGAUUGAAUCAUCUGAAUUCAACGAGGUGGUGCAGAUUGACCACCAGAAAAUAUGCAUGACAGACAGUGGCUAUAAUCAGGUCUUGGUCAUGAUAGACCUGUUAACGAAGUAUGCAGAGGCUGUGCCCUACAUAAAUGCCUCAGCAGAAGAGACGAGCGAUCAUCUAAUCAAUAAGUGGAUAGCGAGACAUGGUUGUCCGAUGACGUUUCAAUCGGAUAACGGAACAGCUUUCGCGGGAGAACUUGCGAAAGAGCUCAUGAGACGUUCACAGAUGGCUCAAGCUCACUCCACGACAUACCAUCCCCAGACGAAUGGCUUAGUGAAAAGGUACAUGACCGACUGUGACAGAUACCUUCCACAGGUGAUGGGAGCUUACAACAGCACGCAACACUCCACCACCGGAGUUAGUCCACAUAUGAUUUUAACCCGACAAGAGAAGUCUUUGCUCUUGACUUUCUUUUACCCAGAGUAUGAAGGGAAGAAAACAUCACCACAAGUUCCAUAUGGAAGGGAUGUGAUUAGAUGUCAGCAAGAACUAAACGACUUGUGUAGGCGGAACACUCAGCAGGCACAUGCAAGGCAGAGGAAAAAGUUCGAUAAAAAAGCAGCUGGUGCAAAAGCUUACUCGGUAGGAUACUACGUAUGGGUGUUUCAAAACGUUAUACCAUCGAACGGGAUGAAAAAGCUCCUAAAAAGUGGAGGGGACCCUUCAUGA